This is a messenger RNA of Cylicocyclus nassatus, 1758 nucleotides long. Lineage: Eukaryota; Metazoa; Nematoda; Chromadorea; Rhabditida; Strongylidae. The record is from the annotation of a GenBank genome assembly.
AUGAAGCGCUCAGUCACUCUAAUUAGUCUGCUGAUGUUGAUUUUAUAUGAUGGAGGAUAUGCGCAGGACGGCAAAGGAAUGAUCAAGCUUGACCGGAUCAUAUGCGUCACAGCAAAGGAUGAGUCGCGAAAUAAAUUUCAUUAUAUUGCUUGUAAUCGCUUCCCAAAAGCAAGAAUCUUCCCAUUCUGUGUUUAUAUCGUGGUUCCAUCAACUACAAAAAGCCCUCCGUCUACUCAUUAUGGUUGCAUGUAUGCAGAAGAAUUACCACAGAAAUGUAUCGACCAUGGACAAUCUUUCUUUCCCAGUGUUUCCCUCAAUUUCAAAGGGAAACAAAUACAAGGAGCUUUGUUGUGUUGCGAGGACGAUUACUGUAACGAAGUUGAUGAGCCAGUUUUUUCGCAAGUUCGACUCGCUGAAGAAUCAGAAAGAGAAUUUAAACACGCUCUACCGUAUCUCAUCGUACUUCUACUAGUUACCAUAACUAUUGUGCCAAUAAUGACUAGUCACUUGGAAGACCGACGCAAGGAAAGUCUUAAACGAGCCGAAAGAGCGCAAUUUAUCGACCAGCUGCCAAAUGCUCUUCCAUUAUUAGAAAUAAACAAGUACUUUUCGAUCAGUCCUAACUUUUCGUCGCUCCGUAGACUACACGACACGCUGCGCUACUUUAACCAAGCUUACAAAUUUCCGGUGAAUGAAACCAUCGAAGACCAAGAGGCAAAUAUGUUUUUAGAAGUUCAUACUACACAGCAAGAUGCGACCGUCACUAAAAGAGUUCGUCCAUGGCCAUAUGAGUUCGAUUUUGAUCCAACUGAGGUAGGAGAUCUAUUUGACUCAGUGGCACAGUUGCUUGCCAGAGAACCCAGUCUACUCCAACUGGCUUCAGAUGUCUGGAUAUAUGGAAAUAUUGAUGGGAGCUAUGCCACCGUUUAUCGAUGGUUGCACUCAAAUGGAUGGCCUCCAAAGAGGAAAGUUCUGUUUUUGGGCGGCUAUACAGCAGAUGGAAAAUAUUAUUCGUUAGAAACAAUAACACUGUUGUUUGCACUGAAGAAACAAAUGCCCAAUCAUGUCUAUCUACUACGCGGCGCUUCGGAGGUUUACCCUCUCGACAUCGAGGGCCGUUUCUCUCGUCGAGUCACGCUAUGCCUAGCAGGAGUAAUCCAGCGUGCUUGUGGCUAUCUACCUCUUGCGGCUACCGUUGCUGACACAAUAUUCUGCUGCCACGGCGGGAUUACACCGAGAAUGACCAAACUUAGCGACAUUAUGGACAUUCGUCGACCUAUUCACCAUGUACGCAAAGGGACCGUUGCAGCUGAUUUGAUUUUUAGUGUAGUAAGUAAAACUUCAGGACUCAUACCUGGUGCUCGUGGCCGUCGUUUCAAUCCAAUGUGUGAUGAGACCGAGCAGGUGCUGAGAUCUCUUGGGAUGGAAAUGUUGAUAAGAAGCCGAAAUCCUGUAAAACAAGGCUAUCAGUCUUUUGGCGCUAGAACUAUCUCUAUCUGGUCUGCACCCGGUGAAUCAAACUGCAAAGCUGGAGCGGCAAUACAUGUCAACUGCUCAAAGGUUCUCACUAUCGUGAAGAUGUGCGAGUUUGGCACAUUUACAAAGGAACAGAUCGCUACCGCUCAGUACGAUCAAGCAACUGAGGCACAGUUACCGAUGAACUUGGAUAGAGAGAGAAGGAGAAGGAAAGAAAGAAGAGGACAUUCUAGAGACAAGGAAAAGAGAGAUGAAGAGAAGGCUUCAAACAAGUCUACCUAG